Naumovozyma dairenensis CBS 421 is the source of this 621-nucleotide messenger RNA. RefSeq names its product phosphoadenylyl-sulfate reductase (thioredoxin) (gene MET16). Gene Ontology annotation, molecular function: phosphoadenylyl-sulfate reductase (thioredoxin) activity. The transcript has a single exon. The coding region runs from base 1 to 621 and encodes 206 amino acids. NCBI's taxonomy places the organism in Eukaryota, Fungi, Ascomycota, Saccharomycetes, Saccharomycetales, Saccharomycetaceae. Gene Ontology annotation, cellular component: cytoplasm. The record is from RefSeq and is a predicted model, not a curated record.
AUGUUAUCUAAGAUCUCCUCGAAAUUAAACGAUAAUGCCAAACUAGUACCAUUGAUAUUUAUCGACACUUUACAUCAUUUCCCACAAACAUUAGACCUUUUAAAACGUGUCGAGGAAAAAUAUUAUACUCCAAGAGAUCAAAAAAUUAAUGUAUUCCAACCGAGAGACGCCACCACAGAGACUGAAUUCGCCAACAAAUACGGUGAUUUCCUUUGGGAAUCUGAUGAGGAUAAAUAUGAUUUCUUAGUGAAAGUGGAACCAGCUCAUAGAGCAUAUAAUUCAUUGGGCGUCACUGCUGUCUUCACUGGACGUAGGAAAUCUCAAGGUGCUGCUCGUUCUGAAUUACAAUUUGUGGAAAUUGAUGAAUUGAAUGGGAUUAUUAAGAUUAAUCCGUUGGCAAAUUGGGAUUUUAAUCAAGUUAAAAAUUAUAUUGAUGAAAAUAAUGUGCCUUAUAAUGAAUUGUUAGAUCUCGGGUAUAGAUCUGUAGGUGAUUAUCAUUCUACUCAACCUGUAAAAGAAGGUGAAGAUGAAAGAGCUGGAAGAUGGAAGGGUAAGACGAAAACUGAAUGUGGUAUCCAUGAAACAAGUAGAUUUGCACAAUUCUUGAAAGAGAGUCAAUGA